Messenger RNA from Solanum pennellii, 1232 nucleotides. Its product is annotated as auxin-responsive protein SAUR50-like. The transcript has a single exon. Lineage: Eukaryota; Viridiplantae; Streptophyta; Magnoliopsida; Solanales; Solanaceae. Bases 373 to 849 code for a protein of 158 amino acids. Gene Ontology annotation, biological process: response to auxin. The record is from RefSeq and is a predicted model, not a curated record.
UUUAAAGGCUUUAUCUAAUUUUCCUUAUCCUUUUUAUGGCCUUUGCUAUCUUCAUUAUAAAUUAAACCAACACUUCUCUGAAUAAGCUAAAGGUCAUAUACAUACUUUUUCACCUUAAUUGAAGAAUUCUUACAAAAGGUAUAUAUAUAUAUAUAUAUAUAUAUAUAUAUAUAUGAACAAUCCAACUAGGAUUAAAAUGAGAUAUAUGCUCAAUUUAGCUUAUGAUAGAGGUUGACACACCAAACCAAAAUAACCAAUGAUCUUUUUCGUGUUCUAUUAAUCAGAAUCAUCCAACAGCACUACGUCAGUAGGUAAGAGUCUUGUUGUUGGUGACUCGAUACGUAGUUUUGAGUAAUUUGUUUAAUUGAGGGAAUGAAUAUUGGUGAAAUGUUUAAGAAGUUGGAGAAAUAUCUACCAAUGAAGAAAGUAGGUAGAGAAAAUUUGUCCAAGAGCAAAUCAUGGCAUGGGAGAAGCACAAGUACAAUAGCUCCAGAAGGUUGUUUUUGGGUUUAUGUUGGGCCAAAUAAAGAGAAGUUUGUUAUAAAAACAAAGUAUGCAAACCAUCCAUCAUUCAAGAAAUUGCUUGAAGAUGCUGAAAAAGAGUAUGGUUAUAGUUAUUGCCAAGGCCCAAUUUUGUUGCCUUGUGAUGUUGAUUACUUCUAUCUAGUGUUGGCUGAUAUGGUCAAUAACAAAGAGAAUGAUGAUUCAGCAGUUUGUGGAUCAUGUAGUCCAUUGUUUAGUCCUACUAGGCGUUUGGGUAAUACCCAAAUGGCUAAGGGUUAUGGUUCUUAUAAGAGUCUCACCCCACCAAGAUCGUUCAAACGCCUCAACUCUUUGAAUUAUCCGUGACAAGUAUGUUAAAAGAGAAAUUUCAAAAUGCCUCGAUUGUUGAUGAAUGAAGCAAGUGAAAAUUAUAUAAUAUAAAAGAUCAAACAAAAAUAGUCAUGAUACAUGCAUGUUGAUCCGAAUUACCCGGUAUUUUUUUUUUAAAAAAGUAUGUCCAUAGCAUGUUUACCUAAUUAGUUUUUUUUUAAAAAAAUUAUACAUUAUUUUUAUGUGUAUGUGGAGUUUGUAGGCUGCAAUUAUUGUUAUAUACAUACAUAGGUGUAGACUGCACCUAUGUGUAUGCAGACAUAUUAAGUUGAAUUUGCUUCGUUGAUCUUUUUUUAUUUUAGUUUCUUGUUUGAUGUUCAGAGCUUACAUUAAAUGAAUUUGCUUCGUCAAUUUUUUUU